This is a messenger RNA of Rattus rattus (black rat), 11704 nucleotides long. It is a transcript of the gene Akap6, whose product is annotated as A-kinase anchoring protein 6. The record is from RefSeq and is a predicted model, not a curated record. The coding region runs from base 405 to 7352 and encodes 2315 amino acids. Gene Ontology annotation, cellular component: sarcoplasmic reticulum; perinuclear region of cytoplasm. Lineage: Eukaryota; Metazoa; Chordata; Mammalia; Rodentia; Muridae. Gene Ontology annotation, molecular function: transmembrane transporter binding; protein kinase A binding. The transcript is spliced from 14 exons.
AGGGAACUCGGUGCUCCAUGAACAGUGCAUUGAGAGCACGUAUCUGUUACCCUACAAUUUCCUACCAUUCAUUCCCCCCAAGGGCUUGCAAACCCAUGCUUAAUAUUCUUGCAGAAAGCCCAAGUCCUCAUGUCUUUCAUUUUGCCCUUCUCCUUUCUCUCUCCUAGGUUGAACUGUUUCUGGUUUGCACUCUUAACCUACUGAUUGCUUUUCUCUGGGCAGGAAGUAGUGUGUUCCCAUUAACACUUAGCACCCGGAACCGAGCACACUCCAUCACAGAGUAAAUCAGGGCUAUCUUUCCAUCUCACCUUGCUAUUCAUUAGUUUCAAGUCGGGAGUCCGACAUUGACUCCAUGAAAGACAAUGUGCAGCUGUUUUGGAAAGAAGUAAGGCUUAGAUUUCUCCAUGUUAACCAUGAGCGUGACACUUUCCCCACUGAGGUCACAGGGCCCAGAUCCCAUGGCGACGGAUGCUUCACCCAUGGCCAUCAACAUGACACCCACUGUGGAGCAGGAGGAAGGAGAGGGAGAGGAAGCCGUGAAGGCCAUAGACGCUGACCAGCAGUAUGGAAAGCCACCUCCGCUCCACACAGCAGCCGACUGGAAGAUUGUCCUGCACUUACCUGAGAUUGAGACCUGGCUCCGGAUGACCUCAGAGAGGGUCCGUGACCUGACCUACUCGGUCCAGCAGGAUGCAGACAGCAAGCAUGUGGAUGUGCAUCUAGUUCAGCUGAAGGACAUUUGUGAGGAUAUUUCUGACCAUGUGGAGCAGAUCCAUGCCCUCCUUGAGACGGAGUUCUCCCUAAAGCUGCUGUCCUACUCGGUCAACGUCAUCGUAGACAUCCACGCAGUACAGCUGCUCUGGCACCAGCUCCGCGUAUCCGUGCUGGUCCUCCGGGAGCGCAUCCUACAAGGUCUGCAGGACGCCAAUGGCAACUACACCAGGCAGACUGACAUUCUGCAAGCGUUCUCUGAAGAAACAACGGAGGGCCGGCUUGAUUCCCUCACAGAAGUGGACGACUCAGGGCAGUUAACUAUCAAAUGUUCGCAGAAUUACUUGUCUCUGGAUUGUGGCAUUACCGCAUUUGAACUCUCCGACUACAGUCCAAGUGAGGAUCUGCUUGGUGGCCUGGGCGACAUGACCACCAGCCAGGCCAAAACUAAAUCUUUUGACUCUUGGAGCUACAGUGAGAUGGAGAAAGAGUUCCCUGAGCUCAUCCGAAGCGUUGGGCUGCUUACAGUGGCCACCGAGCCUGUCCCUUCCAGCUGUGGAGAAGCCAAUGAGGACUCAUCUCAAGCGUCCCUUUCAGACGACCACAAAGGUGAGCACGGGGAAGACGGUGCUCCCGUACCUGGAGAGCAGCUGGACUCAACGGUGGGAAUGUCUUCCUUAGAGGGCACGCUGGCAAAUGCUGCCGAACACCCUUCGGAGACAGCAAAACAAGACUCUACUUCCUCCCCUCAGCUUGGUGCGAAGAAAACCCAGCCUGGUCCUUGUGAAAUUACGACUCCCAAGAGAUCCAUCCGCGAUUGCUUUAAUUAUAACGAGGACUCCCCCACGCAGCCCACAUUGCCCAAAAGAGGGCUUUUUCUAAAAGAAACUCACAAGAAUGAGCGCAAAGGCGGUGACAGGAAGGGGCAGGUGGUUGACUUAAAGCCUGAACUGAGCAGAAGCACCCCUUCCCUGGUGGACCCCCCUGACAGAUCGAAGCUCUGCCUAGUGUUGCAGUCCUCCUACCCCAGCAGCCCUUCUGCCGCCAGCCAGUCCUAUGAAUGUUUGCACAAGGUGGGGCUUGGCAAUCUUGAAAACAUAGUCAGAAGUCACAUUAAAGAAAUUUCUUCCAGUCUGGGAAGGCUUACUGACUGCCAUAAAGAGAAAUCGCGACUGAAAAAGCCGCACAAGACCUUGGCCGAAGUGUCUCUGUGCAGAAUCCCUAAACAGGGAGGCGGUUCAGGAAAGCGAUCUGAGAGCACCGGGAGCUCAGCAGGGCCGAGCAUGGUAUCACCUGGAGCUCCCAAAGCCACGGUGAGACCAGAAGCAGAUUCUGCGUCUACAGCCUCAGGUGACCUGUGCCACCAGAGAAAUCGCAGUGGACAAUUGCCAGUGCAGUCGAAGGCCUCCAGUUCACCCCCUUGCAGUCACAGCAGUGAAUCUUCUCUUGGCUCAGAUAACAUCAAAUCCCCGGUUCCUCUUCUUUCAAAAAACAAAAGCCAAAAAAGCUCCCCACCUGCUCCAUGUCACGCCACACAGAACGGUCAGGUGGUGGAGGCCUGGUACGGCUCUGAUGAGUACCUAGCGCUGCCCUCUCACCUGAAGCAGACGGAGGUGUUAGCUCUCAAGCUGGAGAGCCUAACCAAGCUCCUACCCCAGAAACCCAGAGGAGAGACCAUCCAGGAUAUUGAUGACUGGGAACUGUCUGAAAUGAAUUCAGAUUCCGAAAUCUAUCCAACGUACCACAUCAAGAAAAAACACACGAGACUGGGGACAGUGUCUCCAAGCUCAUCCAGCGACAUAGCCUCAUCUCUCGGGGAGAGCAUUGAAUCCGGGCCCCUGAGUGACAUUCUUUCUGACGAGGACUUAUGUCUGCCCCUCUCCAGCGUGAAAAAGUUCACGGACGAGAAAUCAGAGACACCCUCAUCCUCCGAGAAGAACGAGAGCCAUUCUGCAACAAGAUCAGCUUUGAUUCAGAAACUAAUGCACGAUAUUCAGCACCAAGAGAACUACGAAGCCAUCUGGGAAAGAAUUGAGGGGUUUGUGAACAAGCUGGAUGAAUUCAUUCAGUGGCUAAACGAAGCCAUGGAGACCACCGAGAACUGGACUCCUCCUAAAGCCGAGACGGACAGCCUCCGGCUGUACCUGGAGACACACUUGAGUUUUAAGUUGAACGUAGACAGCCACUGUGCCCUCAAGGAAGCCGUGGAGGAAGAAGGACACCAACUUCUUGAGCUCGUUGUAUCUCACAAAGCAGAAGGACUGAAGGACACGCUGAGGAUGAUUGCGAGUCAAUGGAAGGAGCUGCAGAGGCAAAUCAAACGGCAACACAGCUGGAUUCUCAGAGCCCUGGACACCAUCAAAGCCGAGAUACUGGCUACUGAUGUGUCUGUGGAGGACGAGGAGGGGACGGGAAGCCCCAAGGCCGAGGUUCAGCUCUGCCACCUGGAAGCACAGAGAGACGCCGUGGAACAGAUGUCCCUGAAGCUGUACAGCGAGCAGUACACCAGCGGGAGCAAGAGGAAGGAAGAGUUUGCCGACAUGUCGAAAGCGCACGCGGUGGGAAGCAAUGGGCUUCUGGACUUUGAUUCAGAAUACCAGGAGCUCUGGGAUUGGCUGAUUGACAUGGAGUCCCUCGUGAUGGACAGCCACGACCUGAUGAUGUCAGAGGAGCAGCAGCAGCAUCUUUACAAGAGGUACAGUGUGGAAAUGUCCAUCAGGCAUCUGAAAAAGUCAGAGCUACUCAGCAAGGUUGAAGCUUUGAAGAAAGGUGGCCUUUUACUACCAGACGAUAUCCUGGAAAAAGUGGAUUCAAUUAAUGAAAAAUGGGAGCUGCUUGGGAAAACCCUAAGAGAGAAGAUACAGGACACAAUGGCGGGGCACAGUGGGUCGGGCCCACGUGACCUGCUGUCUCCCGAAAGCGGAAGCCUGGUAAGGCAGCUGGAGGUCAGGAUCAAAGAGCUGAAAAGGUGGCUAAGAGAUACAGAGCUUUUCAUCUUCAAUUCCUGUCUGAGACAAGAGAAGGAAGGAACAAGCGCCGAGAAACAACUCCAAUACUUCAAGUCGCUCUGUCGUGAGAUCAAGCAGCGGCGUCGAGGAGUGGCCUCCAUUCUGAGGUUGUGCCAGCACCUUCUGGAUGACCGGGACACGUGCAACCUGAACGCGGAUCACCAGCCCAUGCAGCUGAUCAUUGUAAACCUCGAGAGGCGGUGGGAGGCCAUCGUCAUGCAAGCUGUCCAGUGGCAAACACGGUUACAAAAGAAGAUGGGGAAGGAAUCCGAGACUUUGAAUGUGAUUGAUCCUGGCUUGAUGGACCUGAAUGGAAUGAGUGAGGAUGCCCUGGAAUGGGAUGAAACAGACAUAAGUAACAAACUCAUUAGUGUGCAUGAAGAAUCAAAUGACCUGGAUCAAGACCCAGAGCCUAUGCUACCUGCAGUGAAGCUUGAAGAGACACACCACAAGGACUCUGGUUAUGAAGAGGAGGCAGGUGACUGUGGAGGGUCUCCGUAUACCUCAAAUAUCACUGCACCUUCCAGCCCACACAUUUACCAAGUGUACAGUCUUCACAAUGUGGAGCUCCACGAGGACAGCCACACUCCAUUCCUGAAAAGCAGCCCUAAGUUCACAGGCACAACACAGCCUACUGUUUUAACUAAGAGCCUCAGCAAGGACUCUUCCUUUUCAUCUACAAAAUCGUUACCAGACCUUUUAGGGGGUUCCGGUUUGGGGAGGCCUUACUCGUGUCACAGUGGAGACUUGAGCCAGAAUUCAGGCAGUGAGAGUGGAAUUGUCAGCGAAGGAGACAACGAGAUGCCGACCAACUCUGACAUGAGCUUGUUCAGUAUGGUAGACGGGUCCCCAAGUAACCCUGAAACGGAGCAUCUGGACCCACAAGUGGGAGAUGCAGCCAAUGUGCUAGAGCAAAAGCUUAAAGACAAUGGGGAGAGCAUUAAGCUUUCAAGUGUCUCUCGGGCCUCCGUCUCACCAGUGGGUUGUGUAAAUGGAAAAGCAGGGGAUUUAAACAGUGUUACCAAACACACUGCUGAUUGUUUGGGAGAAGAACUACAAGGAAAACAUGACGUGUUUACAUUUUAUGAUUACUCGUACCUCCAAGGCUCAAAACUCAAAUUACCAAUGAUAAUGAAACAGCCACAGAGUGAAAAGGCACACGUGGAGGAUCCCCUUCUUGGUGGUUUUUAUUUUGAUAAAAAGUCCUGCAAAGCUAAACAUCAGGCUUCAGAGUCACAACCAGAUGCGCCUCCCCACGAAAGGAUUCUGGCAACCGCGCCCCACGAGAUGGGACGCAGCGCAUACAAAAGUAGCGACAUAGAGAAGACAUUCACGGGCAUUCAGAGUGCCAGACAGCUCUCCCUUCUAUCUCGCAGCUCAUCUGUAGAGUCCCUUUCUCCAGGGGGUGAUUUGUUUGGAUUGGGAAUCUUUAAAAAUGGCAGUGACAGCCUCCAGCGGAGCACUUCUUUAGAAAGUUGGUUGACAUCCUAUAAGAGCAAUGAGGAUCUCUUUAGCUGUCACAGCUCUGGGGACGUAAGUGUGAGCAGUGGCUCAGUUGGUGAGCUGAGUAAGAGGACAUUAGACCUUCUGAAUCGCCUGGAGAAUAUACAGAGCCCCUCGGAGCAAAAGAUCAAGCGGAGUGUUUCUGACAUGACUCUACAAAGCAGUUCCCAAAAGAUGCCCUUCGCUGGCCAGAUGUCAUUGGAUGUCGCAUCCUCCAUCAAUGAAGACUCUCCGGCAUCUCUUACAGAACUGAGUAGUAGCGAUGAGCUCUCUCUUUGCUCGGAGGACAUUGUGUUACACAAAAACAAGAUCCCAGAAUCCAACGCAUCAUUCAGGAAGCGCCUGAAUCGCUCAGUGGCUGAUGAGAGCGACGUCAAUGUUAGCAUGAUUGUCAAUGUGUCCUGCACCUCUGCUUGCACUGAUGAUGAAGAUGACAGCGACCUCCUCUCCAGCUCCACUCUCACCUUAACAGAAGAAGAGCUGUGCCUCAAAGAUGAGGAUGACGACUCCAGUAUUGCAACAGAUGAUGAAAUUUAUGAAGAGAAUAACCUGAUGUCUGGGCUGGACUACAUAAAGAAUGAACUGCAGACUUGGAUAAGACCAAAACUUUCCUUGACGAGAGAAAAGAAACGGUCCGGGGUCACUGAUGAAAUAAAGGUCAAUAAAGAUGGGGGAGGCAAUGAGAAGGCCAAUCCCUCGGACACCCUGGACAUCGAGGCCCUUCUCAAUGGCUCCAUAAGAUGUCUCUCCGAAAACAACGGGAAUGGUAAGAAUCCGCCCAGAACUCAUGGCUCAGGAACCAAAGGUGAAAAUAAGAAAAGUACGUAUGACGUUAGUAAGGAUCCGCAUGUGGCUGACAUGGAAAAUGGCAAUAUUGAAAGUACCCCAGAAAGAGAAAGGGAGAAGCCACAAGGGCUUCCAGAGGCGUCAGAGAACCUUGCUUCAAAUGUGAAAACGAUUUCUGAAUCCGAGCUCAGCGAGUGUGACGCAGUAAUGGAUGGUUCUGAGGAUUCAAGUGUUGCCAGAAAGGGAUUUUGUCCCCCAAAUGAUAGACAUCCUCCACAGAUGGGUCCCAAACUCCAGCAUCCUGAAAAUCAAAGUGGCGACUGCAAGCCGGUCCAGAACUCUUGCCCGGGGCUACUGUCGGAAGCUGGCGUUGGAAGCAGGCAAGACAGCAGUGGACUAAAACCUUUGCCUAACGAUGCACCAAGUGGGGCUAGAAAACCUGCUGGUUGCUGCCUGCUGGAACAGAAUGAGACAGAGGAAAGUGCUUCUAUCAGCAGCAACGCUUCCUGUUGCAACUGCAAGCCAGAUGUUUUCCAUCAAAAAGAUGAUGAAGAUUGUUCAGUACAUGACUUCGUUAAGGAAAUCAUUGACAUGGCAUCAACAGCCCUCAAAAGUAAGUCACAGCCUGAAAGUGAGGUGGCCGCACCCACAUCACUAACCCAAAUUAAGGAGAAGGUGUUAGAGCAUUCGCACCGGCCCAUACACCUGAGGAAGGGGGACUUUUACUCCUACUUAUCACUUUCGUCCCACGACAGUGACUGUGGGGAGGUCACCAAUUACAUAGAUGAGAAGAGCAGUACUCCAUUGCCACCGGACACUGUGGACUCUGGCUUAGACGACAAGGAGGACAUGGACUGCUUCUUUGAAGCUUGCGUUGAGGAUGAGCCUGUCGAUGAGGAAGCUGGUCUCCCCGGUGCCCUUCCCAAUGAAUCAGCCAUCGAGGAUGGAGCAGAGCAGAAGACAGAGCAGAAGACAGCCAGCUCUCCUGUGCUCAGCGACAAGACAGACCUGGGGCCUCUUUCAGGACUUUCCCCUCAGAAGGGAGCUGAUGAUGCAAAGGAAGGAGACGAUGUGUCUCACACUUCCCAGGGCUGUGCAGAGAGCACAGAGCCUACCACCCCCUCAGGAAAGGCCAGUGCAGAGGGGAGUUCAAGAAUGCAAGGUGUAUCAGCAACGCCAGAAGAAAACGCUGCUUCGGCCAAACCGAAAAUUCAAGCUUUCUCUUUGAAUGCAAAACAGCCAAAAGGCAAGGUUGCCAUGCGGUAUCCCAGCCCCCAAACUCUAACCUGUAAAGAGAAGCUCGUAAACUUUCAUGAAGAUCGACAUAGUAACAUGCAUAGGUAGAGUGUAAUGCCCCCACGCAUGGAAAUCAUCUCAUUGAAAGAUAGCCUGGCUGAAGCUCAGGGCUAGCCCGAUCCACCCUGGGCCGGUCUUGGGCUCCAUCCUGUUAUCACUGCCGCCUGUCACAUUGACUUUCUGAAGACGAACCUUCCUUCCGAAUGCGGUCUGUCCACGUGGGCCUCUCGACCUGGAUGUGUGCAUUGCUUCUCUUAGGUGAUCGUCCUAGUUCCACAAAGCUGCUUGUUCUCCCGUGGAUUCCUGUCCCAAGCUACCUCUGGCAACCCUGUCUCUCCAGCAAGACUUCGGUUUUCCCUCCCCCACCUCCCCCCCCCCUUAAAGCUCUGCGGCUCACCAAAUUGAUGGUCCAUCAAAGCCACUGUCUGGAAUGACACCCCUCCCAUCAGUACUUGACCAAUGUUAUGUUUUGCUCUGAAAACUUUCACUGUAUUAGACCAAUGUUUAUUGAAAGAGAUUUACCUAAAAAGCCCACCCUUGAUUUGGUUGCAGUAUAGAGGAGACACAUUGAUCCUUCUAACAAAAUUAAGUGAUGUCUGAAAGCGCCAUUUUAAUUAUUUCUUUUUAAAUAAUGAUCUAUGCAGCACUUCAAGAAACAACUAUAACAGUGUUGUAUCUUAUAAACUGGUACAUUCUACUAUUAAGUUUGUUUUUGAUUUCUAUGCUUCUUGAGGUGGUGAUGAGAAAAAUGGUUUUUUUUUAAAACGGUGUGCCUUGCUGUAUUACUUAUAGCAUUUAUUAAAAAGCUGCUUUCAUGGUAAGAUUACACUGGUUUGAAAGGAGGAAAUAGCAAGGUUAAGAUGCGUGCAUAAUUUCUGUAUAUAUGUAUAAGCUAGUGCAAACACUGAUGUAUGACAGUAUAAAAUGCUUUCAUGUUUGUGAUGUCCAGUGGUGUGGAAUAUAAGCCUUAAACCCGUUCGAUUGCAUGGUAAUUAAAAUUGGCAUAAUAAAAAUAGCUUAUUGGGGGAAAAGGAAAAUUAAUGAUCUCUUCUACCUGUGUUCUUUACCAAUUUCUUUCAUGUGGUUCUGGGAAAGAAAAAGAAACAAACCCCAUAUAUUAGCUUCCAAAAUAUCCAUAUUGCACAGAAGGCUUAAGUUGCUUAGACUAGAGACUGGGCCUGAAGCCUUCAUGAUUUUCCAAAUCUUUCUGUUUCACUAUAAACAUCCGAAAUAGCAAAGAUUUCUUUCCCCUCCAUCAACAGCAUUUUAUUCUGAAUGUUUUUAUUUCUACUUGUUAAUGGUUUAAAGUUGUAGUUGGAGAUCUCUUACAUGCCCUAAUUUAUUUUAAAUAUUUGAAUGGGUUUGGUGGAUGGUAUAGAAAAUUUAAUUAUUAUUUUAUUUAAACUACAGAUUUCAGGUGUAUUUAUUUUGUUAAAUAUUCCAUUUGGUCUUUUUAUGACUUGAAAGGUUCAGCUUUUAAUUUAUAUCAUAACUCCUACUAAAGUGCCUGACACACAGUAGGUAUUUCAUAGAGUUUCCUGAAUUAGAGUACUGGGUGGUGAUAUAUAUAUAUAUAUAUAUAUAUAUAUAUAUAUAUAUAUAUAUAUGAAUGAUUCCUGCAUUAAAAUUAGAAAAAGAUGUGCAAAGUGAACCAGACACAGCAUAUAAUCAGAUUUCAAAAAGGAACGAGAACAUAGCCACAGAAAUGACAAUCAUUCAUUCAGUAGAUUAGCAUCUUUUGCCUGCAAGUCACCAUUCUAGAUUCAGGGAGAGCAGCUAUGACCGAUGCACUGCCUUUGGAGGCUUCUGUGUUAGAGACAGAGUGACUGGCCACACAGAUGACGUGCUAUAGCACCCCACAGAUGAGGAAGAAAGCAUGUGUAGAGAAAGAGUCACAAAGAGAGCGAUGGCGGGGAGGGACAGGGGCCAGAGAAAGGCUAGGAGAGAGCGGAGGUUAGUGGUUAGUGGGGCUUCACUACAGGUGUGACAGGAGAGAGGGCCAAAUAAAGAGGACUGAAAGGUGUUUACGGAGUUGACGUGGAGCUUCUGUGUGCUGUGUACUAGGUUUAGAAGACCCAAUAGCUUGCGUGGGGCUUUAUUUACCCCAUGAUUGGAACUUUACUAGCACCAUCCCAAGAACACUUAAAUACCACACAUCUGCAAUUUCACAACCUUAAUUAUUUAGUGUGGGUUUUGCCUCUUCUAACCUUCGCUGCACAUAUUUUUAAAUGGAUGGCCUAGUCUAGGCUUUUGGAUAUGUAGUGACUUCUUCCAAAGGAGUUUUAGAGAGACAUCUAGUUAGAGUGUUCACAAGGAUUGCAGAGGGGAGAUGUUAGACAUAACUGUGUGGUAGGGGGAAAGUAAGGGGGGAAAUUAGCUAGAAUCCAGGCAGUAACAGAGUGCACAGGGAUCGUAGCCUGAGAUAGAGAAAGACAGAUCAUAGAGCCCAGAAAAGUAUUUGAACAUUUCUAGACCUCUGUUGGGAUAUGGCAUUAUUUUAUAUACAGAGACAACCUGAAUUCUCUUGUUCGAUGACUAAUAUUAAGUCUAUGUCUAUUGAAAAGACAUUCAAAAAAUUGAAUAGGCCAUGCUGGACUAUUUGCCUCUUAUGUGCUCAUAAAGACUUAGAAUUUGAAAAUAUUUAUUAGCUCUCUACUUGACACUAACACCAAAUUGACCAGGUUGACUUUGGGGUUUAUUAAUGCCUUUUCCAGCCAGGAGAGAUGGAGCCUCAGUCUCAUGCCCUGUGUAGACACUACCGUCCCAGUCGCAUUGGAAAACAGCUCAUUUGCUCCGUAUUGGUUUGACCAACCAUAUCUACACACAACGAUAGUUUGUUAUUUGUUGAGGCCAAGCGUCCCUCUGCUGGGCAUGCGUUUCUGUAAGAAUGUGCUUUCUUAGAUUGCUAAAUAAAGUCCACAGGGUACCCCUCCCCCUUUUAGUCUUGCUCAUUGGUCCUAAGCCUGUGCUGCAGAUCAGCCCUCACAGAGGAUUCCCGGGCCCUCUGUCUCAUGGCCGUCCUGCAGGUAAUUGAGGGCAGUUACUCUCUUCCCAGGCAGUUCCAGCGACUGCCCGUCAUAUGUCAUGACUUCAGAUCCAUUUCAAGUUGACUGAAUGUUAAACAGGCAGAACCCUGGAAGUCAAGGGACUGUCUUCAUCAUACAUGUAGAGAGGUGUGUGGACAUUGAAGUGCUAAGUUUUCUCAAAAAUAUAUUCAAGAUAUAUGUUUAUUCUAUAUUGUAAAUUUCAAUAAAUAAACAAAUAAACAAGUGGAUAAACUAAGAAUCCAUGACUUCCUUCAGUGGCCCAGGCUAGUUCUGGAGUCAGUUUCAAUCUUUAUCUUACAUCAGAUCCAAACCUGACAUCUCCAUGUAAAACAGACCUACCCUUCUGUUUGCUCACUUUUAUUCCCCUCUUGGUCCUCACCUCAUUGACAUUUCUGAAAAUCUCAGACCGGUUUUAUAGAAUGAGUCACAACCUGGAUGAGUCCCGUUAUCCUCUCCUUGUAAGUCUCAGGAUAAGCUGGUUUUGUUGCCAUAGUUUAUGGGUGAUGCUGUGUUCAGAUCUUGAACAGAGUAGGAGUGGAUCACCUACUUUCUUGAUUCACAUUUUCCUUUGUUUUCUAAGGCAGAGGUCAGCAAAUAAUGGCCCACGGGCCUAACUUAACCCACUGCCUUUUUUUUUUUUAAUUUCUUUAUUAUAUAUGAGUACACUGUAGCUGUCCUCAGACACACCAGAAGAGGGCACCAGAUCUCAUUACAGAUGGUUGUGAGCCACCAUGUGGUUGCUGGGAUUUAGACUCAGGACCUCUGGAAGAACAAUCAGUGCUCUUAACCACUGAGCGGUCUCUCCAACCUCCCCAUGCCCCACUGCCUAUUUAUAUUUGACCUAGAAGCUAAGAAUGGCUUUUAUCUUUUUAUGUGGCUGAAAAACAAUAAAAAGAAUGUCUUUGUGAUGAGUGAAAUUACAAGAAAUUAAAUUUUUGUGUCAGUGAAUAAAGUUUUAUUGGAACACAAUCACACACACGUUUACAUGUAGUUAGUUUUGCACUAUAACUGCAGUUACUUAGCAUAGUCAGGACGUCUGAGAUGUUUCCUUACAUGACCCAUUGGAAACGCCCUUCCGAUCCCUGAUCUACAGAACGAUAAUAUCUGAUACCAUUUUGUGGAAGGUCCACAAACUGCAAAGUCAAUGGGACACAGGACAUGCAAGUUUUUCUUUCUAGAUUUUAUUGUCAGUUUCAGUUUCAUGAAGAGUGACUGAUCCAUUGACUUUCUUAAGUCACAGUGUCCUAUCAAUUUCUAAGGCAGAGGUCAGCCAACGAUAGCCAUGGACCAAAUACAUCUUUUCCUUUGACUUGUAAUUUUAGAAAAAAAAUAAAGUGUACCUUAUUUCAUAAA